UUUUUUAUUUCUGAACUGUUGUUAUUUUCGGCGGUGGAGGACAUGAUGCAGGUGCGGAGUGCGGGUGUCUGAGAUGAGCCGCUCGGCGCUGACGCGGUUCUGCGUGCCGUGCCAGCCCCGCAUUGUCAGUCAGAUGCCAUUUUCCUCUGCCUGCGGAAUUCCAGCGUCCUGGGCCUGCCCGCCCGCCCGUGCGAUCAAAAGUUGGUGAGACUGUGAGCGAUGACCGGCAGUCGGAGCUGAAGCUUUAUGGGGAAGAAGAAGUGCGCUGCGGCUCGAUCGGCUUCACAUCUGGAGCGGCUGCAGCCGCCCGCGGCCUGCUCGGACCCGAGACUCGGAGGCGACCGACGGAGCCUCAUGUAAAAGAGAAGCGGAGAAGGAGGAGGGUCGAACAUUUCGCCGGGACUUAUUUUUGGUGAUCCACUGCCUGUUUGCUCCAAAGGAGGAGGAGGAGGAGGAGUGGAGGCGGAGGAGAGGGGGGUUUAUGGAUUUUGCGUAGCGAAGUCACGCAUCCGUUAAAGGCAACGCCAGGGUGACAUUGCAAUCUUGGCUUAUUUCGUCGCUGGACCUUAAAUCUACCGAGGAGUGAAAGUGGAGUAUUGUCCGUCAUACGUGUCAGCGCAGUGGGAUUUCUCCGUGUGGUCGGCGUUCCCCCCCACCCUUCCCGCGGUGACGGUUAUGGGUCGGAAGCGGUGUGUCGGUGCAGAUUGUUCCAAGAUGGCGGCCGGGUGCUGCGGGGUGAAGAAGCAGAAGCUGUCGGGAUCUCCCGGGUCGGGGGGUCCCGGCGGGGUGGGGGCGGCAGGAACCGGACAUUGUGGAUCGGAUUUGGGGAUCGGCUCCUCCGCGAGCGUUGCAGCGGCGGCGAACGCGAGCAGAGUCAACGGCCUGGGGGGACCCGGGGUUAAUGUUAGCGGCGGCACCAACGCGCUGUCCCCGGCCGCGGCUGGGUACAACUCAUCCGGCCUCUCCCCGAACCUCAGCCCGGGACCCGGCUCGGGAAGCGGAGGCAGAAAAAUGGUGGUGUCGGCGGAGAUGUGCUGCUUCUGUUUUGACGUGCUUUAUUGCCAUCUGUACGGAUACCAACCUCCGAGAACACCCAGGUUUACAAACGAUCCCUACCCGCUAUUUGUUACGUGGAAAAUAGGCAGAGACAAGCGGUUGAGGGGUUGUAUAGGUACAUUUUCUGCCAUGAAUCUGCACUCAGGACUCAGGGAGUACACCCUUACCAGUGCCCUUAAAGACAGCCGCUUCCCACCUAUGACAAGGGAUGAGCUGCCUCGCCUCUUCUGCUCAGUGUCUCUUCUCACCAACUUUGAAGACGUCGGGGAUUACCUUGACUGGGAGGUGGGUGUUCACGGUAUUAGGAUAGAAUUUUUCAAUGAAAAAGGAUCAAAGCGCACCGCCACCUAUCUACCAGAGGUUGCAAAGGAGCAAGGUUGGGACCACAUUCAAACCAUAGAUUCCUUACUGCGAAAGGGAGGUUACAAAGCUCCCAUCACAAAUGACUUCAGGAAGACCAUUAAGUUAACCAGGUACCGUAGCGAGAAGAUGACAAUGGGUUAUGCAGAGUACAUUGCCCACCGCCAGCACCAUCACUACCAGAAUGGCAUUGGGCACCCUCUACCACCCUAUAACCAUUAUUCCUGACAGCGAGCCGCAUGACCAAUCACUGGACCUCUCUGCCGACCUUUUCCCGGGAGAGCCCGCCCCCUCCUGGUCUAGCUAUUUCUACUACUGUACCAUUUUAUGAUGAUAGUUUCCGUUGCCAUGCUGGCCGUCUCUCAGACGUUGACAUGGCAACGGGUGGCAACGAAGCAUCAUUUAGUUAAGGCAAGAAAUCCACCUUUUUUUUUUUUAAAUUUGCCUGUGGUUAAGUUUUUGCAGCAUAUGUACUCGUUUAUCUAUAAUCCCCCCGUCAUUCAUACUUUUGAAAAUUGAAAAAAUAUUAAUAAAGAUUUUAUUCUUUUUUUUUUUUUUUUUUUUUUUUUUAAGCAAAUGAGGUAUUCUGUGGAUGGAAGGACAUCUUUCACAGUGGAUUCGACUUGCACUUAUAUUGUUUUGGCUUUGCGACACCUUUAACGCGUAACGACUAACAUUUUUCCAUUUUUUUUCUUUGCUUGUCACCCGAAUGUUAUGUAGCAAAGCAGCUGCAGUUCUCAAAGGCUGUGUUGUCUCCAUUUAAUGAUUCCUCUCAAAAAAAAGAAAAAAAAAUUAAAAUGGGAGUAGGAGAAGCAGGACUCUUGAAGUCGUUUUAACCGUGUAAACUCUCUUCCUGUUGUAGUUGGAAUUCUAUAUUGAGAGUUAUAUACCCGAAGUGUUGAUUGUGAGGUCAGGACGCCACUUGAAGAUGUUUAUCGUUCGCGCUCACAAUUGUGUUUGGGGUUUUUGUGUGUGUGUGUGUGGGUGUGCGCGCGUGGGUGGAGAUGCUAACCUGCAAGAAAUUGUCUUUCCAUUCAAUAUUCCCAACAAGUUAAAAUACAUAAAAUCCCCCUGUGUAGGCGGAGCCUGUAAAAAG
This is a messenger RNA of Thalassophryne amazonica, 2512 nucleotides long. It is a transcript of the gene ammecr1, whose product is annotated as AMMECR nuclear protein 1. The record is from RefSeq and is a predicted model, not a curated record. Bases 676 to 1644 code for a protein of 322 amino acids. The transcript has 6 exons. Lineage: Eukaryota; Metazoa; Chordata; Actinopteri; Batrachoidiformes; Batrachoididae.